Sinocyclocheilus grahami is the source of this 890-nucleotide messenger RNA. Its product is annotated as interferon-induced protein with tetratricopeptide repeats 2-like. The record is from RefSeq and is a predicted model, not a curated record. The annotation marks the transcript as partial. The transcript has a single exon. Gene Ontology annotation, biological process: defense response to virus. Gene Ontology annotation, cellular component: cytosol. Lineage: Eukaryota; Metazoa; Chordata; Actinopteri; Cypriniformes; Cyprinidae. Gene Ontology annotation, molecular function: protein binding.
AAAAGGGCUGGACGCUGGUGAAGUUCAACAAGUCCAAGAAGCGCCAGGCGAUUGAUUAUUUUAAGAUGGCUUUGAAAGCAGAACCAGAAAGGAAGGAAUGGCACAAAGGUCUUGCCAUAGCCAUGGGAAAGACAUAUAAAAUUCAUAAUUGCUCUCCACAGCUUAUGGCAGAGAUUCUAAAGCAGCUGAAAAUUGCACAUGAGAACGAACCAAACAAUUUGCUCCUUCAUGCUCUUUAUUUAGAAAAACAGUCUGAGGUGCAACGAGAAGACAAUGAGAGACAGAUGCAAGAUUUACUAGAGAAAACUCUUGAAACUGGAGACCUAGAGUGUUUGGGUACUAUUUUCAGGUAUUUUGGAACCAUUUCUGUAGAUAAAGCUAUUGAAGCAGCAGAGAGAGCUCGAGAAAAGUUCCCCACCUCAAAUAGAGUGUUGAAAUAUCUGGCAAAUUGCUACAAAUGGAAGGUUUUCAAUAUGAAGGAAGACAAAAUGGAAAGGAGGACAUUGGCUAUGAAAUCCAUGAAGCUGUUUGAGGAGGUUGUCAGACAUUAUCCUGACUCACUCAGAGAAACGGUAGCCCUUGCAUCAAUGCACAAGUACGCAGGCAACAGUGAGAAAGCAAAUAAGAUUUACAAGCAACUCCUGUCAGAGAUAGAUGAUUUCCCUCCCCACAGCCAACAGUAUAUUUACUAUAGUUAUGCCUGUUAUCUAUACAACUGCAGACGGUUAGAAGAUUCAAUCAACUUUCACAUGAAAGUGGCAGAAAUCCCAGCUAUUUCAGACGACAAACAGAAGAGCAUUAAGAUUCUUAAAAAAAUUGGGAUGAAUGGCAAAAAUCCUCGCUGUGAGGAAAUUUGGAAUUUUCUGGAAAGAAUUCAUAUUGACGAUUAA